AUGUAUACAGUCGAUGUCUGUGCCCUCGGUGGUUGAGGGAGGACAUCUUUCACUCAUCCGAGCAUUCAGAGCAGCAUUGCCGUGGUGUGGUGGCCCUGGUGUUGUGGCCCAGUGGGUGCUGUGUGAGUGUUCGCUCGCUCUGUGGUCGCUGCACGUGGUCAAGAAACUAGUGUUGG
Gryllus bimaculatus (two-spotted cricket) is the source of this 176-nucleotide messenger RNA. Lineage: Eukaryota; Metazoa; Arthropoda; Insecta; Orthoptera; Gryllidae. The record is from the annotation of a GenBank genome assembly.